Messenger RNA from Procambarus clarkii (red swamp crayfish), 2097 nucleotides. The record is from RefSeq and is a predicted model, not a curated record. NCBI's taxonomy places the organism in Eukaryota, Metazoa, Arthropoda, Malacostraca, Decapoda, Cambaridae.
AUGUCCAGAAGUGCUUCAGCAUGUCCUCAAGUGCUUGAGCAUGUUCUCAAGUGCUUCAGCAUGUCCUCAAGUGCUUCAACAUGUCCUCAAGUGCUUGAGCAUAUCCUCAAGUGCUUCAGCAUGUCCUCAAGUGCUUCAGGAUGUCCUCAAGUGCUUCAGCAUGUCCUCAAGUGCUUCAGCAUGUCCUCAAGUGCUUCAGCAUGUCCUCAAGUGCUUCAACAUGUCCAGAAGUGCUUCAGCAUGUCCUCAAGUGCUUCAACAUGUCCUCAAGUGCUUCAACAUGUCCUCAAGUGCUUCAACAUGUCCUCAAGUGCUUCAGCAUGUCCUCAAGUGCUUCAACAUGUCCUCAAGUGCUUCAACAUGUCCUCAAGUGCUUCAACAUGUCCUCAAGUGCUUCAACAUGUCCUCAAGUGCUUCAACAUGUCCCCAAGUGCUUCAACAUGUCCUCAAGUGCUUCAACAUGUCUUCAAGUGCUUCAACAUGUCCAGAAGUGCUUCAGCAUGUCCUCAAGUGCUUCAGAAUGUCCUCAAGUUCUUCAACAUGUCCCCAAGUGCUUCAACAUGUCCUCAAGUGCUUCAGCAUGUCCUCAAGUGCUUCAGCAUGUCCUCAAGUAAUUUAUCCUGUCUGUGUGACGAGAACACACGUGAACACAAAGUUAAGCUUGAGAACACACGUGAACACAAAGUUAAGCUUGAGAACACACGUGUACACAAAGUUAAGCUUGAGAACACACGUGAACACAAAGUUAAGCUUCAGAACACACGUGAACACAAAAUUAAGCUUGAGAACACACGUGAACACAAAGUUAAGCUUGAGAACACACGUGUACACAAAGUUAAGCUUGAGAACACACGUGUACACAAAGUUAAGCUUGAGAACACACGUGAACACAAAGUUAAGCUUGAGAACACACGUGUACACAAAGUUAAGCUUGAGAACACACGUGAACACAAAGUUAAGCUUGAGAACACACGUGUACACAAAGUUAAGCUUGAGAACACACGUGUACACAAAGUUAAGCUUGAGAACACACGUGAACACAAAGUUAAGCUUCAGAACACACGUGAACACAAAAUUAAGCUUGAGAACACACGUGAACACAAAGUUAAGCUUGAGAAUACACGUGUACACAAAGUUAAGCUUGAGAACACACGUGAACACAAGUUAAGCUUGAGAACACACGUGUACACAAAGUUAAGCUUGAGAAACACACGUGAACACAAAGUUAAGCUUGAGAACACACGUGAACACAAAGUUAAGCUUGAGAACACACGUGAACACAAAGUUAAGCUUGAGAACACACGUGAACACAAAGUUAAGCUUGAGAACACACGUGAACACAAAAUUAAGCUUGAGAACACAUGUGAACACAAAAUUAAGCUUGAGAACACUCGUGAACACAAAGUUAAGCUUGAGAACACACGUGAACACAAAGUUAAGCUUGAGAACACACGUGAACACAAAUUUAAGCUUGAGAACACACGUGAACACAAAGUUAAGCUUGAGAACACACGUGAACACAAAGUUAAGCUUGAGAACACACGUGAACACAAAGUUAAGCUUGAGAACACACGUGAACACAAAGUUAAGCUUCAGAACACACGUGAACACAAAGUUAAGCUUCAGAACACACGUGAACACAAAGUUAAGCUUCAGAACACACGUGAACACAAAGUUAAGCUUGAGAGCACACGUGAACACAAAGUUAAGCUUGAGAACACACGUGAACACAAAAUUAAGCUUGAGAACACAUGUGAACACAAAAUUAAGCUUGAGAACACUCGUGAACACAAAGUUAAGCUUGAGAACACACGUGAACACACAGUUAAGCUUGAGAACACACGUGAACACAAAGUUAAGCUUGAGAACACACGUGAACACAAAGUUAAGCUUGAGAACACACGUGAACACAAAGUUAAGCUUGAGAACACACGUGAACACAAAGUUAAGCUUGAGAACACACGUGAACACAAAGUUAAGCUUCAGAACACACGUGAACACAAAGUUAAGCUUCAGAACACACGUGAACACAAAGUUAAGCUUCAGACACACGUGAACACAAAGUUAAGCUUGAGAGCACACGUGAACCAAAGUUAA